This is a messenger RNA of Opisthorchis viverrini, 705 nucleotides long. RefSeq lists its product as hypothetical. Lineage: Eukaryota; Metazoa; Platyhelminthes; Trematoda; Opisthorchiida; Opisthorchiidae. The record is from RefSeq and is a predicted model, not a curated record. The transcript has a single exon. Gene Ontology annotation, cellular component: plasma membrane; basolateral plasma membrane. The annotation marks the transcript as partial. Gene Ontology annotation, molecular function: glycerol channel activity; water channel activity. Gene Ontology annotation, biological process: glycerol transmembrane transport; water transport.
AUGGGUGGGUGUUAUGAUCAAGCAACUUUUCGUUCGAAACUAUCUAAAUUCAUCGGUCUGCGGAACGUCCCAAUCGUUCGAGCGUGCAUUGCGGAAUUUUGCGGGACGGCGAUGAUGAUCAUCUAUGGUUGUGGGGUGCUUGCUCAGGUAAAAUUGGGGAAAAAACAUGGUAAAGAGCACGGAGAUUUCCUUUCUGUGAGUUGGAAUUGGGGUCUGGCGGUCACACUGGGAGUAUUCUUUGCAGGUGGCAACGGCCACGGCCUCAUCAAUCCUGCGGUUACUUUGGGUUUCGCAAUUAUAGGGAAAAUACCGUGGAUUCGAGUUCCUUUCUACACAUUUGCUCAAAUAUUUGGCGCAUUCUUUGGUGCCAUGUUGGUCUACGGGGUGAAUGCGGAAAAUAUAAACUACUAUAGCGAGGUUCACGACAAUGGAAUGCGUUUGGUGAAUACCACUGGCGACAUAUUUGUCACUAACCCCUGGGUGUCAACAUUCAACUGUUUUUUCGAUCAGACUUUGGGAACUGCACUGCUCACUGCUGGCGCACUUGCGAUUGUUGAAAAAGAGACCUGGAACGUACCCGAUCAUCUUCACCCACUCUAUCUUGGACUGCUGGUGUUUUCUCUUGUUGGGGCCUAUGCUCUCAACGCAGGCUGUGCUUUGAAUCCAGCUAGAGACCUUGGCCCUCGGCUAAUGAUUUUGGCAUUU